UCAGUUUGCUCGUUCGUCGAUAUUAUUUUGUCAUUUUCUAUAUUUUAUUGUUACCCGUAAAAAGAUAGUAUCGAAUCGCGCACGGUGCGCGCGCGAAUAUCUUUUUUGCGCUCACGAGCAAACGCCAGAGGAAACGAUAUUCCGCUGCUGUUAUCAUCACCGGACGAGUCUCUCUCUUUCUCUCUCUCUCUCUCUCUCUCUCUCUCUCUCUCUCUCUCUCUCUCUCUAUCGGAUAUAACCGCUGUAUCGAUCCGAUACACCGCUCCCUAGCCUGUCUGCCUCAGCAGCGUACAUGAGACGAUCGGUAAGAAAAAUGAAGUCCACUUCGAGACACGCAAUGAAAAUUGCACGUGCAACAGACAGUAGCCUCGGGCUCCCGGACCGGAGGAGCCCCUUCUUGCCGUGAACAAAAUAUAAUGAUCCGUCGAAUGUCGUUGUCGCUCACCACCAACGUGGGCUUCCUCCGCAGUGCCGGCCACGGAGCAGACCACCAAUGUCUCGCAGAGAAGCCGUCGCUACUUGCACGUCGAGACGAUCCAGUCGCGAGAGGAUACUCGCCACUAGCUCCGAGGGCGAGGGAGUGGAAUGUACGCCCACCGAAGAUACACUUUUUGCCUCGUCGAGAACGGAGGAGAUCGGUAAGAAGGAUCGAAGAACCAAAAGAAAUGAUCAUUGGCAUCAAACGACGACUGGAAAGGGUGUUGACGUCGUCGAGACGGUAGCUGACUUUGAGAAAUGGCUCAAAAUGCGUAGCACCGAGCCUCCAGUGUCAUCGAGUAUGGACCUGGAUGCAACGAAAAUGGUAGAGGGCGUAGACCGGUAUUUGGGUGAGGAGGUAUUGUCACACGGCUGCUUUCUGAGCAAGGAUCCAUAUGGCCUGUCUAUCGACAUCGAUCUGGCAGAUGCUAAGAAGCUCAACCUAUCAUCGAGCUACGACCCGAUACUGCAGGAUCUGACGCAUAGCGAGAACCGGCUACUGGAGCCACCGUGCGAGAAGGUCGUCGAUGAGUUUAUGCUACCAGAGUUCCAAUUGGACCAUCUGGAUCAAUUAGCGGCGCUCACGCCGGAUGACAUGAUGGUGGCUGGCGAGAUUCUGCCGUCCGCGAGUAGCCAACCAACGCUAAACGUAGAGAAUCGAGAUAUCGAAAAAAACGCUUCAAAAACAGGAAUUUCAGUGCGAAACAAUGAAACACCCUGCGAGAAAUCCACGCAGGUUACCCUCAAUCAGCUACCGGUGAAUUUAGUCGUAAAUGAGAUGGAAGAUACAAAGACGGAACAGGAAACUAAAGUACAAUCUUCGACAAGUUCCUCGGAGCUCUUCGUCGGGACUCUACCGCCAAUGGAGGAGAGCUCCUCAAAUAUUGUGACGAAUCGCAUGAAAAUAAGCACAUCGAGCAAAGUAAUAGAACAAUUGAAGAAGACAAAACUCAAGCCUCGUAUUAUCAAGAAACGUCGACAACUGACGGAACAACUGGAAAAGAAAGUCGAUAAACAUAUCAAUGGCAAGAGCUUCGCCGUUGACACAGACUCACAGGACGACAUGAUGGCCGUGGUCGCUAUAUCUACCGAUAAAAUCUCCAAUAUGACACAAAUCGUUAUAAAUACUGGCACAGAGAAACAGAUUUAUCAAGGCAAGACUUCGGAAUUGAUCGAGGCGACCGGCAAUUUCCCAAAAUUGCCUAAAAUAGAUACUUCUGCCACCGUUUGGAAUGGCACGGUUGAAUAUGGUGUCGAUAAUAAUUCGAGUAAUCAAUACGAAAUUGUUAUAUCCAAUGCAUUGAAAGAACUAGGCAUCACCGAUGAUAGCCUGCAGCCUUUGUGUGCCACCGAGCACGACAAAGUGUGGCUCUGCCCACGAGACGGUUGCAACAGACAAUUCGGCAGAUUGUACACUCUGAAAGGUCAUUUGUUGGCCCACUAUGGAAUUAGACCGUUUAAGUGUGACUUCGAGGGCUGCACUUGGGCUUUUUAUUCCGAGUUCAAAUUAAAGAGACACAAGGAAACGCAUUUGAAACGCAAGGAUUACGUAUGUGAGGUGGAAGGUUGUAAUCGUCGUUUCACUACCGUCUACAAUUUGUGGAGUCAUGCGAAACUGCACAGUCGUCCUAAUCGGAUUAUUUGCCAAGUACCAGAUUGCGGAGAGAAGUUUCAGACGAAACGUGCAUUGGAGCUACACAUGAAGUCGCACGAUCAGCGUCACGCACCUUACGUAUGUCAGCACGAGGGCUGCGGCAAACGUUACUACAGCAGCAACGCACUGACAUCGCAUCAGCGAUCACAUAGCUACAAGGAAGUGGAUAUCAAGUGUUCGUGGUUAGGCUGUGGCAAGAUUUUCGACAAACCGUGCCGACUCAAAGCCCAUAUGCGUUCUCAUACCGGCUACAAACCCUAUCCCUGCACUUUCCAGGAUUGCAAGUGGGCCUUUUCGUCAUCUAGUAAACUUAAGCGCCAUCAGAAGAAGCACACAAACGAACGUAAAUUCGUGUGCGAUGUUCCAAACUGUGGCAAGGCGUUUAUGCGCUCGGAACAUCUGAAGGAACAUCGGUUAACGCACACGGAAGGUCGCUUCUUUCAGUGCUUUAUGUGUGCUGCCAGAUUCUCCGCCAAGAGUAGUUUAUACGUGCAUAUCAAGAAGCAUCAGCAAAGUAAAUCAGAUUUAAACAUAGUCAAUGAUAUUCCUGAGUGCACUCGUGAUCGUGAGAAACGCACGAAAACGAAAGAAUCUUCUUACUCUCGAGUGAAAUCGAUAAAGUCGAAGAGAUGGGACCCAGAGCUGAUAAAUGCCGCGGAGACUAUCGCGAAGGAGAACGACGUCGAGAAGCAGGGUGAUGGAGGUGCAUGUUCUCAAGAUGAGGAUCAAAUGGAGUGGCUGUAUUGUUGUCCGAUAGACGUAUGCGGACAUUUGAUCAACAACGAGACGAGUCUUCGCGAACAUAUGUUGAAAGCACACGGCAUACAUUGUGACGAUCUGCUGACUAAAUCAUCCUCGGACGAUGCCAACAUAGAUUACGUUUUAUACACCGUACACAACUCACUUCCAAAUUCCCCUACUGCCGUCGAGGAAGAGCAGAUGGUCAUGGUGACUCCGUGCGAUGCCGUUAUCCUUGAUACUUCCUCUUCAAGAGCGGAUCGUUCUCUGUUGGAAUCAGAACCACCACCUUUAAACACCUUGUUAAAGAGCUCGGAAACAUUCCGAAACGAUGAACGAACUGAUAAGCGAAUCGACAAAGAAACUAAGUCAGUGAAGGAGCAAGGUUCGGCAAGGACAGAUCUAACAUAUACCGACUGGUCUAAACUAAAGAAGCACAGUGGAUUGACGAAUUCAAUAGUAACGGAAACGUCGGAUGUUGUACUGGACACGAGUGGUGAUUUGAGCGAGGGUCUGUUGUUCACAGAAGAAUUACCGUCGAUGUACUAUCAGGACGAUGUGGCAGGUACGGAAUACCAGGUGCUGUUGUUAGAUUCAAGUCCGCUCGAGAGUGCGAAUAAUUUGCGCGGUCUCGAGUGAUUUGCGCGAUGGACACAAGUGAUGAUUUCCACUAUCGUGGUCUCGAGUGAUUUUCGUGAUAGAGUGCUCUCGACCAAGUGAUUAUUGCAUACUUAUUUUGGACAUGAUGACGUGAUAAUCGUAAUUAUUUUAAAUGUAACUUAAGAGUGACAUAUAGAUAGUUUUAAACAAUGACGGUCGUUAUAUUAAACAUAGCUUUUGUGGUAACUUUAAUACGAUCUGUGAUCCAGGAGCUGGCCUCAGCCUGAUAUAUUCAUUUGUACUACGCGGCUCAUAAUCGCUUUAAAUCGUUAUUUUAUUAAUAAAUCGUUGAUAUUUUUCCAUAAAAA
Solenopsis invicta (red fire ant) is the source of this 3837-nucleotide messenger RNA. Its product is annotated as zinc finger and BTB domain-containing protein 11. Lineage: Eukaryota; Metazoa; Arthropoda; Insecta; Hymenoptera; Formicidae. Gene Ontology annotation, biological process: regulation of transcription by RNA polymerase II. Gene Ontology annotation, cellular component: nucleus. The record is from RefSeq and is a predicted model, not a curated record. Bases 494 to 3508 code for a protein of 1004 amino acids. The transcript has 3 exons. Gene Ontology annotation, molecular function: transcription coregulator activity.